AUGAUUGCUGUCACAGAUUACGAUGCUACCUACAACGAAUUACAAGCCAAGAGAAAGUUUCUCGAUGAGAGUAUACAUUCCAUGCAAGAUUAAAGUGACCACAAAAUCAAUUAGGCUCUUAUUAAGUUGACAACUGAAUAGUUAAAAUAAUUAAAAUUGGAAAAGUAAAGCUAUGCUUAUAAAUAUAUUCAUCAGGAAUUCUCAAAAGCAAAAUCAAUGAAAUUUUGUAAAGAAAUAGAAAUAGGUAUGUUAUUUGAAAUUCAUGAAGACAAAUUAUAUUAGACUAAAACAAAUCUAUAAACUGAGUUAUUAGCAUUCAUACCUUCAGUGGGUUUGCGUCAUAAGAGAUUAUUGCAAUAGGAAUAAGUGGAUGUGAAAAUCAGAAGACAUAAGCAUCAAAACGAAGAAAAACUCAGAUAACAACAACUACUUAGAGGCAUAGGAGAUUAAGAAAUGAAAUAGAUUUCAUAAAAUCUGUCUAAAUAUGCUAAAAAUGAUGAAAUGAAUUCUCCUAAACAAGAUGAUAAUAAUCUUGACAAUGGAUCUCUCGUUAUGUCAAAGAGCUUUAAUCAAUCUUAGCCCAGAUAAAUACAAUAGCAAUCUUAAAUGUCUUAGAAUUUAACUCCUGUUGUCUAAAAAUAAUUUUAAUAAAAACCAUUAAGAGGGCAAAUAUCAUCUUAGCUUGUAUAUGGAGAUUAUGAGGACGAAGAUGAUUUAAAUUGA
This is a messenger RNA of Paramecium tetraurelia, 723 nucleotides long. RefSeq lists its product as uncharacterized. The transcript is spliced from 5 exons. Lineage: Eukaryota; Ciliophora; Oligohymenophorea; Peniculida; Parameciidae. The record is from RefSeq and is a predicted model, not a curated record.